AUGUGUAUAAGAGACAGAAAGAGAAAAGUGACGAGAAGACAAGAUUCCAUUAACUACAUUUCAUAUAAUACAUACUCAGAGGCCGCACUUCCUCCAUUGUGCUCCAAAGAGGCUGGUUUUCUUCUUUCUUCUCAAGCCAUAUUGCAGGUGCUCGAAACUGCCGCCAACGCUUCCCUAAUUCCACGCAUUGAUCACUUCUUAGCAGUAACUCUACACAAAUAUAAUUCUGGACGAAUGAAAAUAAUACAUAACAAGGUUUUCUCAACGAGUAUAGCUGAUGUCUGCGCCUUGAGAAAUCUAGCAACGACCCCAGGAAUGUUCUCCGUAAGUAGCCAUGGAAUACAUUGGAAAAAUUUAUCCAGUAUUUCGUUUCUGAAAACGUGUGACGACCCAGAUCUCGAUUUAGUGCUACAUAGUAAAGUUUCAAACGACGAGUAUUUUGGAAAGACUUUAAAGUUCAUUCAUUCAAAUGAAGAUGCAUGCGCAGACAUUGACAACGAUUCUGAAGAGUCAUUUUUGGUAGCACUCAUUAGCACGUCACCAUGGAAUCACCAACGACGCAAUGCAAUUAGACGCACCUGGGGUGCGAGUCGAAAGAUAGACAAUGUUAAUAUAAGGGUUUUAUUUGUAACCGGUGUUACACAGAAGGACAAUCAAUUGUAUAAUACAAUCCUAGUGAAUGAAAUGUAUGAAUUUAAUGACAUUAUCCAGGCUAACUUUAUAGAAUCUUUUCACAACCUUACGUUAAAGGUCUCACUUGGGCUCAAAUGGAUGACAUUGUACUGCAGCCAUGCUCAAUAUCUAUAUAAAGGCGAUGACGAUAUGUUCGUUAAUUUCGAACGUAUUGUCAAAUUUCUACAACAGAGAUUAAUUCCUCGGCCAUUUUAUUUAGGUCAGGUCAUGCACAGAACCAGGACUAUCCGUAGGCCGACGUCCAAAUAUUUCAUACCAGUAAACGUAUAUUCUGGAAAGUACUUCCCGCCGUUUUGCAGCGGUGGUGGGUAUAUUAUCUCCACGGACGUUAUCCCUGCCAUGUAUAGAGCUGCCCUAAAAACACCAUUAUUACCGAUUGAUGACGCGUUUCAAGGAAUAGUGGCCAAGAAAACCGAUGUGAGCCCAACCAUGAUUGACCAGUUCAAAAACCAUGGCGGCCCAAGUGACCACUGCGCCUUACGUUCGUCUAUGACGGUCCAUGGGUUUAAAAUUGCAGACCAGCUGAUGAAAGUGUGGAGUAACUAUACAGACACAACAUUGACAUGCCCCGAAGAUUAUUAACAUUAUCACAUGUUAAAUUAUAAUAGGCCCUAUACCAUAAAAUAAUUAAUCUACUUUAAUAAUAAUCGACCCUCGCUGCUCUCGUAAAGCGGCGCACGUGACGUAGAUUUUCGUUCGAAUGGCGUGCGUAAAAGCUUACAGCGUUAUAUUGAGUAAACGUCAAGGUGCACAAUUCAUAUAAACCUUAACCUUCAAAUUACUAUAUUUAACAUAGAAAAGAAAAAAUCAAUUUAGUCUGAAAUACUAGCUUUCCUUGUGCAGCUGGAUGACAUGAUGCAGCUUUGUAGAUAAAGUUCUUGGUCAAAUACCUGAUGGAUUAUUGUCAAUCUACUGUACGGUAGACCUAUUAGUAAAAUAUUAAACUGUCUUACAAUCGUUUCGUGUCCGCUGCUAUAAUUAUUCUGCUAUAGCUGCAUUUAUCUCAUCUACUAUAUAACUAUCCUUGCAAUGUAUUGAGAUUUACGUAAUCAUAUGAUGAGAUUUGAUAUUUGGGUCAUUUGUUAUAGUUUAUUAUCAAAGCUCAUUUCCAGUCUAUUUAAUCACUGUCAAUAUUUCAAUUUGUUUCUCUUCAGUAUUCAGAUUCAAUAAUAUGAAGUAAAAUAUAACACUGGGAAGACCGGAUUGGGUGAAGUUCCCUACACAGUUUAAAGCCAUCUAAUAGUAUGCCUAACAGCACAGUUUUAACUUCACCAUCGGUUACAAUCCUUGCUUGACACACAAACGUUAAGCAACUCCUGCAGAUUGAAUUUAGAAUGACGGCCGUGUCUAAUUUCUGAUUCUUUUAAAGGGAUAUUUUUAGUCUUUAGUGAAUGAUCCAGUAGCAUAGUUCUUUUGAGAGUUGGACACACACGCAUCCUGAAAAAAAUAAAAUUUUUACUACAGUAUAUUCUUUUAUAUAAUUGCAAAUACAUAUUUUUGGUUUUAUUUCUUAUUGUUUCGACUUAACUUUUUAAUUACUAGAAACAAGUUUUAAUGUUCUGGAAAUAUAAUUUUGUUCAUAUUUUGUUUACUUUAUAUAGGCCUUCCUAU
This is a messenger RNA of Anneissia japonica, 2304 nucleotides long. RefSeq names its product beta-1,3-galactosyltransferase 1-like. Gene Ontology annotation, molecular function: hexosyltransferase activity. The coding region runs from base 1 to 1275 and encodes 424 amino acids. Gene Ontology annotation, cellular component: membrane. The transcript has a single exon. The record is from RefSeq and is a predicted model, not a curated record. Lineage: Eukaryota; Metazoa; Echinodermata; Crinoidea; Comatulida; Comatulidae.